AUGACCACUAGCUCAUACGAAGAAGAGAAGCUCCAUCAUACACCAUGGGUAGAAAAAUACAGACCCAAAAAUCUCAAUGACAUUGCAUCACAAGAACAUGCUGUGAAAGUCCUUGAGAAACAAGUUUCAACAGGCAACUUACCCCAUAUGUUAUUCUAUGGUCCCCCAGGAACUGGUAAGACAUCAACAAUACUAGCAUUAGCCAAACAGCUAUAUGGACCCAACUUGUACAAAUCCAGAGUUUUGGAAUUAAAUGCCAGUGAUGAACGAGGUAUAUCCAUUGUUCGUCAAAAGAUUAAAAAUUUUGCCAGAUUGACUGUGAGUAAUCCUACCCCAGAAGAUUUGAAAAAUUACCCAUGUCCACCUUACAAAAUCAUCAUUUUGGAUGAAGCUGACUCAAUGACUAAUGAUGCUCAAAGUGCAUUGAGAAGAACCAUGGAAACAUAUGCCAACAUUACACGUUUUGCAUUGGUUUGUAACUACAUUACCCGAAUUAUUGACCCGUUGGCUUCAAGGUGUUCGAAAUUUAGAUUUAAAUUACUAAACAGUGAAAAUUCCUUAAAUCGAUUGAAAUACAUCGCCAAUGAAGAGCACUUAAACUUGGACAAACUGCAAGGUGAAGAUGCGGUUUUGAAUGAAGUAUUGAGAAUCAGUAAUGGUGAUUUGAGGAAAGCGAUUACUUAUUUACAAAGUGCAUCGAAAUUGAGUACUAGUUUACAAUUGGAAGAUGAUGAAGAUGGUGAUGGAAAAGCCGGAUUGAUAACUAAGCAAUCCAUAAGAGAAACUGCUGGGGUUUUACCUGAUGAUUUAAUUGACAAUCUAGUCAAGACAAUAAGGUCCAAAAAUGAAGAGAAAUUGGUCGCUGUUGUCAAUGAUGUUAUUCUGAGUGGAUGGAGUGCACAACAAUUGAUUGAUCAAUUGCACGAAGUUUUGGUGAUGGAUGAUUCUAUAAAUUCGUUAGUCAAGAAUCAAAUUGCUUUGAUCUUGUUUGAUACCGACAAGAAAUUGAACUUUGGAACUGACGAGCAUAUACAGUUGCUUAAUUUGGUACUACAAGUGUCAAAGAUUAUAUAG
Molecule: messenger RNA, 1074 nt
Organism: Lodderomyces parapsilosis
Lineage: Eukaryota; Fungi; Ascomycota; Pichiomycetes; Serinales; Debaryomycetaceae
Gene: RFC2
Product: replication factor C subunit 2
Exons: 1
Coding region: 1-1074 (357 amino acids)
Biological process (GO): DNA-templated DNA replication; DNA repair
Cellular component (GO): DNA replication factor C complex; nucleus
Molecular function (GO): DNA binding; ATP hydrolysis activity; ATP binding
Source: RefSeq, a predicted model, not a curated record